Messenger RNA from Macrosiphum euphorbiae (potato aphid), 762 nucleotides. Lineage: Eukaryota; Metazoa; Arthropoda; Insecta; Hemiptera; Aphididae. The record is from the annotation of a GenBank genome assembly.
AUGAAGGCGGUGGACGUGGCGGCCGAAUCUGCCGAGGCCGCGGCUCACCGGCCGCCGACCAUCGGGCUGAACUUCGGCGAAGCGAUGGCCGACUUCAAGACGAUGUUCCCGACGCUGGACGACGAAGUGAUCGAGGCGGUGCUGCGGUGCAACAAGGGCAGCGUGGACCGGACGGUCGACCAACUGUUGACGAUGAGCUGCGAGUGUCGGGCGGCCGACCUGCUCAAUAACGGGCCCGGCGAUGGUCUGCCCGUGCAGCACGCGCUCUUCGACCCGAUGUUGCCCGACGUGCUGCACAACCUCGGCAAGAAGGCCGCCCGACAAAUCGGCGACUCUUCGUCGAGUCGUUGGAACCCACCGAUGCUCGGGCCCCUGCCCACCGACUUCCUCAGGCUCACGACCGCCGGCGGUUUCACAUCACAAGUUUCGGAGAGCGAACUCAACGACGAGCAAAUAGCGAUUCUGUUGCAGAACGAAGAAUUCCUCGUGCAGCUGCGCAAAAACGAACAAUUCCUCUCCACCUUGGAUAAAGACAGUCCUGUCGAAGAACAAAGGUUCUUCGUUCCAAAUCAGACACUGGGGGACGACGAUGCUGCAUUUAAAGAAAGGCUAAAAAAUAUGGGAAAAGCUUCCAGAAAGAAAUUUAUCCAAAUUGCAAGAGUAUUUACGGGAAAAAAGAAGAAGAGCACUGCACGCAAUAUAAUGAAUCAUGGAGACACUCACAUAAAAGACAAUUUAUUUCUGCACGAGGAAGAACACUGA